UCAGGGACAGUGGCGAAGGGAAUUAGCCUGAAUAUUUAGAUUGCAGCAGAGUCCUGGCGCUGGCAGUGGGGGCAGGAGUGAGUGUUCCGUCUGUUUCUGGACAGCUAACCUGUUCCUACUACCCGCAACACACAGUCGCACCUUGGUUUCAGUGGGGGGAUUUGGAUGAGAGUGGCAGAAAGCAACACGGCUGUGUGGACAGGCGGGAGUUACAGUGGGUCGCCGCUGAUUCCGUGGCCGCGAACACAGCGUGUGAGCUCGACUCUGUCUCACUGAAGCGCAGCCGGUGCAGUUCCGCAGAGAGGCGGCGAGCAGAGUCUUUAACUUCACGGGAGCCUUCUUGCCGAAAGCUUCCUAUUAAUUCUGGUGAGAAUCUGUUCAGCUAAGUCCUGGCCCACCCGGAGACUCCAAACACAUAGGCAUCCUGUGGAAGAAAAUUCAACAGGAUUGAUGAAGAUUGAAGGCUGAACGUAGGAAAUACUAUCGGAUAAGUGAUCAUGGGAGAUGCUAAGAUUGCUCAGACUAGCACACGUAUUUCCAAAACAACUCUAACUUUGGAAAGGCCUCAAGUGGACACAUACCCCCCUGAAGUGCCGGUCUUCACGUUGCCUCCAAGGAAUGCUCGCAUUCCCAUCAACGGAACAGCCAGGUUUGAUGGAAAGGUAAGGGGGCACCCAGAACCUCACAUCAGCUGGUACAAGAACGGGCAGCUUGUCCCAAAGGAUGAUCGGUACGUUACUGAACAAAGUUCACGCGGAACUUUUAGCUUGCUCAUUAAAGAAGUGCAGAAAGAAGAUGCGGGCAAGUUUACCUGUGAAACUGCCAAUGUCGCUGGUGCUCGACAGGUAACAGUGGAGUUAACAGUGACUGAGGAAACUGGCAGGAAAUAUGGAUGGCCUUCCAACAGCUCCAGUCGCUAUUCUACACAGUCGAUUGAAAAUAGACCCAGUAUAUGGGGUGAAAGUCCUCCGAAAUUUGUCACAAAGCCAACGCGACUCAUUAUCAAAGAAGGACAGAACGGCAAAUUCUCCUGUAAGAUAACAGGACGGCCACAACCUCAUGUUACCUGGCUGAAGAACGAUGUACAGCUGCAGCAAAGUAAUCGUUUCAACAUGUUUGAGAGGUCGGGGAUCCAUUUUCUGGAGAUCUGCGCUGCACAGUGCGAGGAUGCUGGAAGCUUUGUGUGUUUAGUCAAGAACAGUGCAGGGAAAGCACUGGCCACCGCCGAGCUCACAAUUCAAAGUAAAGAUGCUACAACUGGACUUGCGUCAGUACAUCCAAGAAGCAAUGGAGCUGAAACAGCUGAAAAUUUGGAAACUAAACACGCAACUGCAAAUGGCAUCCAAGUCGAAAAGAUGGCUAACACAGUCACCAAUCAAUCCAAUGAGAGCUUAAAAGUGGCAAAAAGCACUCCCACUGGCUGUGAAAAGCAGAUUGCUGAGACAGAAGAGAGAAUGGACAAAAGACAGGAAAACAAGUCUCAUCCAGAAUCAAUGGCAGACGACAGAUAUGCUAGGCUGUACCAAAAAGGAACAAGUUCCAUAACUCUUCAUGAGCCGCAAGGAGAAAGAAAUAAAUGUUCCAUUGAACAGAAACUCCCGAGCACUCAAACAAAUCCCAAGCACCAGCCCUCCCAAAACAUUACAAUGGUGUCCAAACUUCAGACAUCCCAAAGCUUCAAAGCAUCUCCUAAACAACAAAUAUCCCAAAUCAAUACAAUUGCACCAAAACAGCCACCUCAAAGCCUUGUAACAACUACUAAACAGCAAAUGUCCCAACUUAGUACACCAGCACCGAAGCAAUCACCUCAAAGCCUUAUUACUGCUACGAAACAACAGAUGUCCCAAAUCAGUACAACACCUAAAGAGUCCCCGCAAAGCCUUAUUACAACUCCGAAUCAACACAUAUCCCAAAGUGUCACAGCAGUCUCCAAAGAGCAGGUGCCUCAGAGCAUCUCAGCCGUUCCCGUCCAACAGAAAACCCAAUGGACCAUUGCAGCCCCGAGCCAACAGAAGUCCCAAAGUUCAGCAGAAACCCAAAGUCAGCAGAAUGCCAAGGAUGCUACGUUGCUUCAGUCAUGCAAGAGAGAAGAGCAACUAACCACUGGGGCAAAAGAUACUCUGGGAAGGCACCUGGAAGAGUGCAAGAAAGUUGUCUCGCAGGUAAACGUAGAGCGUUGCAGAACCCCUCAACAUUCACAGAGAACGACUGCCCAGGAUGGGGAAGCUAAGAGAAUUAUAGACGGAAAAUCAAUAUCUGCUGAAUCACCCCCCGACUUCCUGACUUGUCCUCAAAACCAGACGACUCAAGAGGGUGAAGAACUGAAGUUCAGCUGCACAAUUACAGGAACCCCCAAACCAGAAGUAAAGUGGGCUAAAAAUGGAGUUUCACUGCAAGGAAAACCAGCCGUAAAAAUAUAUGAGGAUGAUGGAGUUCAACAUCUUAGUUUCAACAACAUCAGUCUGUCAGAUAGUGGUUCUUACAGCUGCACUGCAUCAAACAGCAGAGGCCAACUCUCAAGGUGCUGGACAUUGAGUGUAAAAGGAUCCAAGGGCAAGGAGCUGCCCCCAGCGUUCACCAGCAAACUGAAAGAUUGCACCGUGAGUGAAGGGCAGGAUUUUGUGCUGGAGUGCUUGGUGGAGGGUAAACCUCCGCCUCACGUUACAUGGCUUGUCAAUGACAAACCCUUCCAGUACGCACACAACACUUAUAAAGAUGGCAUAGCAAAGUUAUCCGUGCUGGAUGCUUUGCCAGAAGAUGAUGCUGUUUAUACCUGCGUGGCAGAGAACAAAUUGGGAACGGUAUCUUGCUCUGCCAAAGUGACGGUGAAAGAAAGAACGAUCACCAAGAAGGCAGAGAGUCCAGGUCUCCAAGAGACAGAAAAACCUUUUGCUCCAGUCUUCCUGCAGGAGCUGACUAAUCUGCAAGUCAUGGAUGGCAGCCAAGUGCGAAUGGCAGUGGAAGUGACAGCCAACCCACCUCCUGAAGUUAUCUGGCUUCAUAAUGGGAAGGAAAUUCAGGAAUCGGAAGACUUUCAGUUUGAAAAGAAUGGAAAUGAAUACAGUCUUUUUAUUCAGGAGGUUUUUCCUGAAGAUACUGGAAAAUACACGUGUGAGGCCUGGAAUGACCAUGGGGAAGUGCAGACACAGGCAAUACUAACUGUAAAAGAGCCCCAGGACGGGACGCAGCCCUGGUUUAUCAGCAAGCCCAAAGCCGUGACUUCAUCUGUAGGUGAACGAGUCCUCAUCUCUUGUGCCAUCGCCGGAGACCCAUUCCCAACCGUACAGUGGCUGAAGGAUGGGAAAGAGGUUGAAAUCGACGAAGGCUGCAGAGUCCUCCAGAAUGACGAUGUAUUUACGCUGUUCAUCAACAGUGUCCAAUUGCACCAUUCCGGUCUGUAUGAAAUACGGCUCAAAAACCAGGUCGCCAAGUGUAACUGCCAUGUGUCACUCGUGGUCAAAGAAUACUCCCUUUCCCGAGAAGAUGCCAAGGAAAAUGGCGGUAAGAUACAAUUAGACGACAGCAUCUUUGGAAAGGAGGAGGUUUGCGGUGAUGGCAUAGAGGAUCUUGAUCGAGCCGAGACUGCCAAAAGGAGCCUUGAAGAAUCCAAAGCCAAGGAGAAGGCGUUCCGUGGAGUGCUGCGACGGAAAGUGGAGACCAAGGAGCAGUCCGCCGAGCAGCUCAAACAGCAAGAGGCUGAGCAGAAAGACUUCCGCUGCGUCCUGGGCAAGAAGGUCAUCACCAAGAGCUUUUCCGAAGAGGAUCUGAAGGAACGGCAGGCAGAACAGAUGAACUUCAGAGACUCUCUCUCCAGACAUGUUAAGCCAACUAAUUUGUUUGAAGACGAAAAGAAAAUUUCAAGCCCCCAACAGGUAGAUUUCCGGGCGGUCUUGGGUAAAAAGGCCAUGCCCAAAAUCUCACCGCAAGAAGCGAUCUCGCCAAAGCAAGCGCAGCCAGACUUCAGGAGUGCCCUGAGCUCGAAGAAGAACUCCUCCUCUGACAAGGAGGCAAGUAAUGAUGCCGGCAGCAUUAAGUCUGUAAAAGUGGACAUAAAUGAUGGGGGGGAUUGUAAAGAUGGAUGUUCACAUGUUGACGGUGUGCUGAUUGAGGAGAAACCUGACAAUGCAGGCAAUGCACCUGUCUUUAAGGAAACAUUAAAGGAUGCUCAGAUAGCGGACAGUGAGCGGUUAUUAUUGCAUUGCCGAGUAGUGGCCAACCCACCCCUGACGGUCACCUGGACUAUAAAUGGAAAGGUCAUCAAGUCGUCCAAGUUCAUUACUAUAUCUCAAGAAGGAUCACUUUGUUCGCUGACAAUUGAAGAGAUUUUGCCCGAAGAUGCAGGCCGAUACAGAUGCUUGGCUGAGAAUCCUGAAGGGAAAAUGGAAUGUGCUUGCUCCGUUACUGUGAUUGAUGCAGUUGAACAAAAGACUCCUAAACCUACUGAGGAAAAGUCCAAGAAGAUAAUAUCCAUUUCGAGUCCCACUUCAGAAACAGACUGUGCUGAAGCCACCAUCAAAAAGAAACCGACUCCCAAAACUCCUCCCAAACCAGCUAUCCCGCCACAGAUACUACAGUGCCCUGAAAGCAUGAAAGUCCGCGCCGGCGAGUCUGCAGAACUGUUUUUGAAGCUUGCCGGGACACCGCCACUCACCUACACGUGGCUAAAGUUUAGGAAACAGAUUAAAGAGAGUGAUCACAUUAAAAUAGACAAUACAGAGAGCAGCAGUAAGCUAAUCAUCUCAUCAACCAAGCAUGAGGACUGUGGCUGUUACUAUUUACUGGUAGAAAAUAAGAUGGGAAGCAAACAAGUUCAAGUUAACCUCACAAUUGUAGAUAGACCAGAACCUCCUGCAGGCAAGCCCUGCUCUUCCGACGUCCGUAGUUCCACCCUGACUCUGUCGUGGUACGGGCCCACCUACGACGGCGGCAGCGUUGUUCAGUCUUACAACGUGGAAACCUGGAAUUCAGAGCAGAAGCAAUGGAUGCCCCUGACUACCUGCCGCAGCACCUCCUGCAACGUGUGUGACCUGACCCCCGACGAAGAGUACAAGUUCCGAGUCCGAGCUGUCAACAUCUACGGCACCAGCGAGCCGAGUCAGGAAUCCGAUUUGGUCAAAGUGGGAGUGAGAGAAGAACACAAAGAUGAAGUUGAUCUAUCCGAUGAUGAUGAGAAAGAAGGUGAACCGGAUUAUCGGGUUGUCACGAUUAACACAAACGAGAAGGUUGCUGAAUAUUACGAUAUACUGGAAAAAAUAGGAACGGGGAAAUUUGGACAAGUUUUCAAACUUGUUGAGAAGAAAACUAAAAAAGUUUGGGCAGGGAAGUUUUUCAAAGCUUUUUCUGCAAAGGAUAAAGAAAACAUUAGACAAGAGAUCAGUAUUAUGAAUUGCCUACACCAUCCAAAGCUUGUUCAAUGCGUUGAUGCAUUUGAAUUAAGGAAAGACAUCGUGAUGGUUCUGGAAAUAGUUUCAGGAGGGGAGCUUUUUGAGAGAAUAAUUGAUGAGGAUUUCGAGUUGACCGAGAUAGAAUGCAUCAAGUACAUGCUGCAAAUUAAUGAAGGGGUGCAGUUUAUCCACAAGCAGGAAAUUGUACAUCUGGACUUGAAGCCAGAAAACAUCAUGUGUGUCAACAAAACAGGAGCCAGGAUUAAGCUCAUUGAUUUCGGACUGGCUCGAAGAUUAGAAAGUACAUCCUCUCUAAAGGUUCUAUUUGGAACUCCUGAAUUUGUUGCUCCAGAAGUUAUCAACUAUGAACCAAUUGGGUAUGCAACAGACAUGUGGAGCAUCGGAGUUAUCUGCUAUAUCUUGGUCAGUGGACUGUCUCCUUUCAUGGGCGAUAAUGAUAAUGAAACCUUGGCGAACGUAACAUCAGCCACUUGGGAUUUUGAUGAUGAUGCAUUCGAUGAAAUUUCAGAAGAAGCCAAAGACUUUAUUAGUGGUCUGCUGACAAAAGACAUGAAACAUCGCUUGAACUGUGAUCAGUGUCUCGAGCACAAGUGGCUGAAAAAAGAUGUUAAGAACAUGGCUGUGAAAAAACUUUCAAAGGAAAGAAUGAAGAAGUACAUGACCAGAAGGAAAUGGCAGAAGACGGGCCAUGCGGUUCGAGCGAUUGGCCGAUUGUCCUCUAUGGCGAUGCUCGCUGGUCUAAGUGGGAAGAAGACCUCUCUGGGAAACAUACCUGCCUGUCCUCUCACUUCUCCCGAGCAGCCAGAAGCUGAAGCCGUUGACACCAGUGUGCUUCUUGAAGAAGUUUCUGAAGAAAAGCAAAACUUUAAACCAUAUUUCUCCAAGACCUUUGAAGACGUUGAAGUUAUAGAAAACAGUGCAGCGCGGUUUGAUUGCAAGAUCGAGGGUUACCCUGACCCUGAAGUCAUCUGGUUUAAGGAUGAGCAGCCCAUGAAAGAAUCUCAUCACUACCAGAUUGAGUACGAUGAAGAUGGGAACUGCUCCUUGCUCAUUUCUGAGGUAUCUUCGUGUGACGUCGGCAAAUUUACUUGCAAAGCCAUCAACAGCUUAGGAGAUUCAACCUGGACAGCUGAACUCAGUGUGCAAACAAUAGAGGGAGAUAAAUGAGCAACACUCCAUCAGAGUUUAGAAAAAGGUGUUGCUCGUGCUUGUUGUCUAAUGUUAAAUGCUACACUAUUAAAGACUAUUUAAAGGAGCAUAAGGGUUUGACAAGCAAAAUUCAUCGUUAAUUCCCAAGGCAUGGAAAUAGUUUAUUGAUAUAAGAAAUCAAUGUGGAAUAUUGCAGUCAUACCCAGAAACGUAAGAUUAGAACCCACAUGAUCACUUAGUGACAGAUAUAUGCCAAUCUGAAUACCACAGCUAUAUAUACUAUAGUAUAUACGAUAUACCCGUGGUUCCGUUUUGCCAUCAUUUACCAAUUAACUGCAAUAAUCACUAACUUUCUCAGAGAAAUUUAGAAAUUCUUUGAAGCUGGUAUCCAAAAUCUGCCAUCAAGCCUUUUUUGUGCUUUGACACAGUUCUUUGGUCAUCCCCAGUUGCAUGUACAGAUGUUGGAGAAGCCAAUUGGUGACUCCCUAGUUAACGAAUUUCAUCCACCUACUCGAAGCUUUCUGUGAUCUAAGAGAUAUUUUAAACACAAUCCUGUUUACAUGACACUGCUCCUUUCACGUGUGUUUAAUGUCUUUCACAAUGCGUUUUAUGUGUCACUUUAGUUUAUGGUUUGUGGACAAUGAUAGAGUUCGUGCAUUUACUGGUCACACCACACAAGGGAAGUGAACACCAGAAUUUCUGUUGAUGCCGCAAAAAAGCACGGAAAUGCAGCCCGCAUUAUUAUAUAAUAAAAGACAAAGGAUGUAAAGAAUACAGGAAGGUGACUUUGGUUAGUAAAUCCUGCUGUUUCAAAAUCUAGCCGAAAAUUAUUCCAAAUAUUGGUGGCAAGGCAUAUUUUUAAUAGAAAGCAAUAAGGCCUGAAAAUCAAAUAGAUUAUUAUGAAUUAAAUGCAAAGAUAAUGCCAUAAGACAUCACAAACCAUAUUAUUGUAAAGUACUCAAUAAUCAAAUUCUGCUUAAGAGAACAUAGUGCAGAGAACAGCACAGGAAGUGGCCGUUUGGCCCAUGCCAAUCAUGAUGCUCGGCCAAACUAAUCUGCUCUGCCUGCACGUGAUCCAUAUCCUUCCAAUCCAUUAUGAUCUAACUCAUUUCAAAUGGGUGUGGGUCUGUCGUAAAUAUAAUGAGGCUUUUAUUGGGACCACAGAAGAGAAAUACUAUUAAACUGAGAUGCCCUCUGUCUCUUGAAGCUUUACCCUUGGCAUGGAGCUUGUCUGAUAAUUAGCACAGAUUAAUAAACCAUGCCAUGACCAUCUCCCAUCUGGCUUAAUUGUUUAGUGACAAUUUGGUCACAUUUCAAAUUUUCUUUCUAAUUUUCGAAGCUGGUGGUUUAGUUGCCUGAUAACAGCCUGGAAGAAACUGUCCCUGUUGCCUGACCCGCUGAGUUACUCUAGCACUUUAUAUCAGAGAGAGUCCUCAUUAUGUUGUCUCUUGUGCCUGUUAUAAGUUAAGACUUCAGCAACAUUUGGUACAGGAGUAGCUCUUUUUAAUGGAAGAAACUUUACCCCAAUGUGGUUUUUAUGUAAGUUGUAUCAUUGUCACUAGUGUGUGUAGGUUUGUGUACAUGGUGAUUGCUGGUCAGCGCAGACUCUCCUACUUGUGGAAACAUCCUCUCCACAUCCACUCUAUCCACUGAUUCAGUAAGUUUCAAUGAGACCCUAUCCUCAUCCUCUAAACACCAGCGAGUACAGGCCCAGUACCAUCAAACGCUCCUCAUAUGCUAACCCAAUCACCCCCAGGAUCAUUUUUGUAAACCUCCUCUGGGCCCUCUUCAAUGGCAGCACAUCCUUCCUCAGAUAUGAGGCCCAUUACUGCUCACAAUACUCCAAAUGCAGUCUGAGCAAUGCCCUAUAAAGCCUCAGCAUUACAUCCCUGCUAUUUUUAUUUUCUGCUUUAUCAGGGACACACACGCACACAAACACUUUUCAACCAAUGCAGACCUCUCGGUUCUUUCGGCACACACGAGUGGUCUUUAGCUAUGACUUCAAAGAGCAAGCCACCUUAUCUCAUAUUCUUUGAAAAGUCUUAAUAUGUUUAUAAAAAGCAAUAUAUAUAUAUUUACAUUUCACCAUGGUUCUACUGUUUUCAUUAACUUCACACCUUAAGAGAGCAUAUUCAAGAAGGAAUUAGAUAUAGUGUCUUCACUGUCUAAAGAGAUAUGGGCAAAAUGUGGGAGCAGGACACAGAUACAUUUGGAUGAACAGCCAUGAUCAUAUUGAAUGGUGAAGCAGGAUUAAAGGGCCGAAUGCCCUCUCCUGCCUCUAGUUAUUAGACUUAAGCAAAAGCAUGCACUUUACAAUGCGAGGCAAAGGUGGAUAUAAUAUAUAGAAAUAUUCCAUGAUGCACAAUUAAACUAUAUGCAAUUACACAACUGUAGGAUCAGACUGUGUCUCUCUACUUUAACCAGUUUUUAUCGUAAACAUUUUAGUCUGAAUAAGAUACAUGGAACUGCAGAUGCUGGUUUACAAAAAAGACACAAAGUCCUUGAGUAACGUAAUGGGAUAGGCACCAUCUCUGGAGAACAUGCAUCACCUAUCCAUGUUCUCCAGAGAAGCUGCCUGAUCUAAGUUACUCCAGCACUUUGGGUCUUUUUUUAGUCUGAAUUAAUAUUUGAUCACAUUUCAUCCGAUCUGAUACACUCGGAUUUCACAACAUUGCAAACUUAAAUAUUACAAAUCAAAAAAUAGGUAUUUAUAAUUGUUGAUUACAAGUCCUUUGUUUUAGAUUUGGCUACAAUAGUUUUCAGAAUACUUCUCCAAACCUUUCACAAACAAGCUUCAGAUUUGAACAAAUGAAUAAUAGUAUUGAAACUCUUACUUCCCAUUGCUGUCAUACGGUUUAAUAAAUGCUAUUAUGGAUUUUAAGAUGUAUGUGCCAUUUCAUCAUCGUAAAAUAAAUUCAGUUAAGGACAAGAAAUUAAUUGUUUUAACCAUAAACUAAAACUGAAACAUAUUUUGAAUUUGAUAAAUACAUUUUACAUUAAUAACCAAUAAAGUCGGUAUAGACAAUGUUACAAUGUUUACGAUGCUAACAGCUACCAAAUGUUUGUAAUUUGUAAAACAAUUAUUAAAAAGUGAAUGACA
Molecule: messenger RNA, 9654 nt
Organism: Amblyraja radiata (thorny skate)
Lineage: Eukaryota; Metazoa; Chordata; Chondrichthyes; Rajiformes; Rajidae
Product: myosin light chain kinase, smooth muscle
Exons: 34
Coding region: 498-6572 (2024 amino acids)
Biological process (GO): protein phosphorylation
Molecular function (GO): protein binding; ATP binding; protein kinase activity
Source: RefSeq, a predicted model, not a curated record